Messenger RNA from Dromiciops gliroides (monito del monte), 1622 nucleotides. It is a transcript of the gene ARMC7, whose product is annotated as armadillo repeat containing 7. NCBI's taxonomy places the organism in Eukaryota, Metazoa, Chordata, Mammalia, Microbiotheria, Microbiotheriidae. The record is from RefSeq and is a predicted model, not a curated record. Gene Ontology annotation, molecular function: protein binding. The transcript has 4 exons. Bases 151 to 723 code for a protein of 190 amino acids.
GGCGGUGUUAGCACCGCCUUCCGCUCGGGAGGAGCUGAGAUGCUGAACGGGCGCGGUAGGUGCAGAGUAUUGGGCUAAAGAUUAUCUGCCUGUCCAGUCCUGCUGCUUGUUCACAAACACCUCCUAAAGUGUUCCCCAGAACAUCCUACCAUGGACCCAAAGCCUCGAAUUAUGCCAGAGGGAGGACGGCUAGAAUACCUGCAGGCAUUGGUCACUGAGUUCCAGGAGACAUCGAGCCAAGAAGCCAAGGAGCAGGUCCUGGCCAAUCUAGCAAACUUUGCCUAUGACCCCAACAACUACCAGUAUCUCCGGGACCUGCAGGUGUUGGAUUUAUUCCUCGAUGUACUGAGCGAGGACAGCGAUACCUUAGUGGAAUUUGCCAUCGGUGGCCUCUGCAACCUGUGCCUGGAUAAAGUCAACAAAGAGUAUAUUCUGCAGAUGGGAGGCAUUAAACCCAUCAUCAACUGCCUGUCCAGCUCCAAUGAGGAGACCGUCAUGUCAGCAGUCACAACACUCAUGUACUUGAGCACAGCCCAGUCCAUCCAGGAACUCACAGCCCUGCCUGUGGUGGAAUGCAUGCUACGCUUCUCCCUCUCUGCAAAUAAGAGACUUAGCAAUCUGGCCACCAUCUUCCUGGAAGACUACUGCUCCCCUAGCCAGGUAGAAGAAGCCCAGAAUCUGAGUGCACACACCGCCGUAGGCAUCCCACUCCCCAGAGACUGACUGAUACUGUGCCAGCGAGGUGGUGUCCAUCCUCACCAGGCCCUGCACAGUUGGUGGAGAAGCUUGUUAGAAGGGCCAUGUAAGUAAGGGAAGCUGAAUCUGGGAAAAGACCAAUUUAAGCUGGGCUACAGGGACUGAAAGAUCAUAAGGUUCUUCAGGAGAAAAAUGUCCCAUCAAACAGUAAAGCAGUUUGGGGGGUAAGAUGGGGAAGCCUUGAAAGAGUAAUCUGAGGACAGACAAGAUGUGGUACUAUCGAUAGGGACAGUGCCACUGUCUGGCAGCAGAUAGUGGCCAAGGGUUUUAUACCUCUCUGGUAGGGGGAUUUGGCUAGUAAUAUAUAGGUUCCCUCAAAAUCUGCAAGGUAAAACUACAGAGCCCUGAGAUGAAUGCCAUACACCAAAUAUCAAAAAGUUUUGUUACUCUAGUUAAAUAGGAGUGAGUGUAGAAGAAAGAGGAACAGUUAGGACCUGAACUCUAGUUCAGGCCCUGCCUGAUUACCAGCCAUGUGAUCUCUGUUAAACAAGGCAUUUAACAUCCAUGAGCCUUGAUUUUCCCAUCUGCAAAAUGGAUAUAAAAUGACUGUCAAUGUGAAGCUCAAAUGAGAUUGUGUCCAAGAGCAACAACAUGUAGGGAUGAUCAGUUAUCAUACCAGUUGGUUUAUGCCACUCUAUCCUCCAGCCACCCUCUUUAGGUUCUGCCCUCUCAGUUUGAUAUAAAAUCAUCCUUGUUGAAGGGCCAGGAAAUACAUUUAAUGCAUCAUCUGGCCCCUUAGGAAGACUUACCUGGGAGAAGGCAGUUAAGCACAUGAGGGGGCCAUUCUCUAGAAUGGGUUGCUACAUUUGCAUAAUCGUUAACUGUACUAUUUUGUGGUAAGAGUUGAGGCCAUAGGUGGCUGUAUA